UAACCCACCUACCCACCUCUUCCCGUCAUUCUCUAUCCCUCCGAACUCCACUCACUCACCUCGACCUCUUUUUUCUAUGCUAUACUCUACCUUACCUUAAUUCGUAAUAAUUCCCUCUCCUCCUCCGACCUCUCUCUCAGCUUUGUUCCUUUUUCUGUUUAUUUCCAUUUCUCGUAUUUGUAUUUGCACCUUUCUUUGUUGUUCCUCUCUCUUUGUCUCUGUCUCUCCGAGUCUUGAUCCAGGACCUCAAGCCGAGUACUCCGACUUCCGAGAAACCUCAACGCCCUGUUCCAGAAAAAGAGAGCGAGAGAGAGAGAGAGACUCGAAUUGGUCUCACUGUAACCAAGCCACUUCCAUUGUGUCUGGCUUGUGUUUGUUGCAUCUUCGCUUGUCCAACUUGCAUCAGGUUCUGGUCAUCAGUCGGCAUCUUUGCUGUGCCGUUUUGUUUCCAAUGCUGGGCUCGUAAUUCUAAUCCUUUAAUACAUCUCGCCAACUCUGGCUCAAGAGGCCUCGCCUCGUUUCUGUCUUCCUGUCCGGACGCGUUUGAGACAAGCGCUUCCAAUUAGCUUUGGCUCUGGUCUCACUCCAUUUUUGUUCAAUACAAGUCAAUCCAGGUUAUAUCAACCACCUCCAAGUGCAUAUUCUUCUGUACUCGCCAGGGAGGUUUGGUUGAAUUGACUCAGUAUAGCUUCAAUAUGCGCCCAGGAUCUCUAUUGGCGCAAUUGGCCCUGGCCUCAUCUGCUCAUGCCUUCUUCCCUUAUAGUCCGAGCUGGCGUGUCGAUGUAGGACAAAGGCGUAUGGCUCGAAGUCCCAAGAGUGUGGGCAAUGGUGGUGGUGUACGUAUGGAUAUCAAGCAAAGAUCACCUCAGUCUAGCCAACCGAUAACUGAGAGAGCAGCUCACGAAGCAGCACGAUUGAUCGCCAAAUAUGCUGGAGGAAGCAUCCCUGACACCAGUACGCUGCUCAAGCGUGAUAACAAAUACGAUGUCAUGGAGGCCACAGAAUCGACAAAGAAGCACACUCAGGGUGUUGACCAGGACGGAACUGACUAUUCAUACUUCAUCGAGGUUGAGGUUGGAUCGAAAAAGAAGACGAUGUACAUGCUUAUCGACACUGGCGCUGGAUCAAGUUGGGUUAUGGGCUCUUCUUGUUCCAGCAAAGCGUGUCAGAUGCACAAUACAUUCGGCGAAGGCGAUUCGGACUCACUCGAAGUAUCAAAAUCCGACUUCAACAUUGCAUAUGGCUCUGGAAAGGUCUCUGGUACCUGGGCAACCGACACAAUCACCGUGGCUGGCAUGAGCAUCAAUUAUCAGUUCGGAUUGACGCAUACGACCUCGGACCAGUUCAUCGAAUUCGCUUUUGACGGCAUUCUUGGUCUCGCCAUUAACAAAGGAUCCGACAGCAACUUUCUCAAUGCCCUGGCCAAGUCUAAGGAAGUCGAAAAGAACAUGUUCUGCGUUGCUCUGAACCGUGCAGCUGACGGUACAAACGAAGGAGAAAUCAGCUUUGGCUCACCGAAUCCCGACAAGUAUUCCGGCAAGAUCACGUAUACUUCUAUCGGCGAAGACAAUGACUGGGCUAUUGAGAUCGACGACAUGGGCUACAACGGCAAGAAGGCAGAUAUCGGUGGCAUCCGCAGCUUCAUCGACACUGGAACAUCUUUCAUGUUUGGAUCACCGGACAACGUUAAGAAGCUCCAUGCUCUUAUCGAUGGAGCCCAGAGCAACGAUGGCACCACAUAUACUGUUCCUUGCGACAGCAACGGCAACUUGACCGUGACUUUCUCUGGAGUCGACUAUGUCAUCUCCCCAAAGGACUGGGUUUCUCCUCCUAACAAGGAUGGCAAAUGCACCAGCAAUGUCUACGGUUUCGAGGUUGUGAAGGGAGCAUGGCUCUUGGGCGACACCUUUAUCAAGAACGUCUACGCCGUUUUUGAUGCGGACGAGCGCCGAAUUGGCUUUGCUACCAACGCUAUUACGGAUGGCUCAAGCACCGACAGUGAAGACAGCAGCUCUUCAACAAAGACCAUGACCACCACCAGUGAAGCGACCACAACGUCUGGCGACACCGAAGAGACUGGCAUCACAACCACCUCCGGAUCAAAGGCAACUGCAGUGCCAGACAUGGGUCUUGGUAAAGAAUCUGUCUCAUCUGGCACAGCCACUGCUGAUUCAAGCGAACCUACCGAAACAAAAGACUCAUCAGCACCUUCAGGGCCACUAUCACAAUCCCGCUUCACAUUCAUUUUCUGUAUAGUACCAUUUUUCGCCCUCCUGGCAUAGAAAUAGCCAGAUGAGCGGCACUACAUUCUUUUUAAUACCCAGAUACAAUCGCUAGAAGCGCAGAGAAACGCGUAUACAUAUCGUGAGAGCUGCAUAGAACACGAAGACAUCGUGUUAGGAAUACGAGGACAGAGAGAUCAAAGUAUGGGAUGACAAGAUGUGGUUCGAGCUACAAUGAUACCCGAUCGAACAGAGGAGAACAUGACGGGUUCCUACAGAUGGCAGAUGAAGCCAUGCUACAAGUAUAUAUUUUUUUGGUAGACAUAGACCAUCACCAUCAAUAGAAACCAACAUCCGAUGGACUGAAUUGCUCUCUAGUGGUACUUAUGUGAACCAGCAGAUUGGUGUAGAUCAG
Fusarium verticillioides 7600 is the source of this 2637-nucleotide messenger RNA. RefSeq lists its product as hypothetical. The transcript has 3 exons. NCBI's taxonomy places the organism in Eukaryota, Fungi, Ascomycota, Sordariomycetes, Hypocreales, Nectriaceae. The record is from RefSeq and is a predicted model, not a curated record. Gene Ontology annotation, molecular function: aspartic-type endopeptidase activity. Gene Ontology annotation, biological process: proteolysis. The coding region runs from base 696 to 2282 and encodes 528 amino acids.